GCCUCUCCGAGCAGACUCACUUCCCUGCCUUUGGAGCGGUGCCUGCACGCAGCGAUGCUAACAGAGCCACUCCGCGGGCGGUCCCCAGAGGCAGGACAGACGUCUGCACCCGCCGGAAAGUGAGACGGUCAUCUAGAGGCGCCGAGAGGAGCGGAAGUGGAUGGAGCGCCAGGCCCCAGGGAGCACGGGCCAGGCGUGCAGAUAAAUCACGGACAGUAGCUGCACUGACCGUUCGGGAUCGGCACUGAGUGCCAAAUGCCGACGCAGGCAGCCAAGUUCUGGGAAAAGAAAUCCGAUCCGGGCGCGGCAGCGGUGGUACAAAGUGAGACCCAGCAGAGCAGGCGGGGAGGGGCUGACAGCCCCGAUGGAGCCUCCUCUCGGGGCGGGCGCUCGGGCACUGGCUGAAGUCUUACCUGGUCCCCGCCCUGCCUGAGAAGGUACAGGCGUCUCCGCUCUACAGGAGAGAAAACUGAGGCUCACCGCAGCUUCACGGAGUCAUGUAAGGACUGAGGUGGGAUUCCAAGCCCGGUCAUCUGCUCUCCCCCACCCAGAGCGAGUAGGGAUCUGCAGCAGUGACUCCAAGCCCGUCACAAAGCAGACGUGUUCCCGGUUUCGAUGUGGGCGCUGCAACCGAGAGGAAACCCGGGGGAGAAAUGGGCUGACUCGGACGCGCUGGACAUCAGCACCAAAGUGCAGCUCUAUGGUGUGCUGUGGAAGCGGCCCUUCGGGAGGCCGUCGGCCAAAUGGUCCCGACGGUUUUUCAUCAUCAAAGAGAGCUUUCUUCUUUACUACUCUGAGAGUGAAAAAAAGAGCUUUGAAACCAACAAAUACUUCAAUAUACAUCCUAAGGGUGUCAUCCCUCUGGGGGGCUGCCUGGUGGAGGCUAAGGAAGAGCCCAGCAUGCCCUAUGCCAUGAAAAUCUCCCACCAGGAUUUCCACGGGAACAUCUUGCUGGCUGCCGAGUCGGAGUUUGAGCAGACCCAGUGGCUGGAGAUGCUGCAGGAGUCUGGGAAGGUGACUUGGAAGAAUGCCCAGCUGGGAGAAGCCAUGAUCAAAAGCCUAGAGGCCCAGGGGCUGCAGCUGGCCAAGGAGAAGCAGGAGUAUUUAGACAAACUGAUGGAAGAGACUGAAGAACUCUGCCUUCAGAGGGAGCAGAGAGAGGAGCUUGAGCGCCUGAACCAGGUGCUGGAGGCCGAGAAGCAGCAGUUUGAGGAGGUGGUACAGGAGCUGAAGAUGGAACAGGAGCAGAUCAAGAGGGAGCUAGAACUGACUGCAAGAUGCCUCAAGGGUGUGGAACAAGAGAAAAAGGAGCUGAGGCGCCUCACAGAGUCCUUACAGCAGAUGCUGGAGGAACUCUCCAUAGAGAAGAAGAAAACCCUGGAAAUGCUGGAGGAGAAUGAGAACCAGCUGCAGACACUGGCCAAUCAGAGCGAGGAGCCCCCUCCCAGUGGGGGUCUCCAUAGCAACCUGAGGCAGAUAGAGGAGAAGAUGCAGCAGCUCUUGGAGGAGAAGCUCCUGGCGGAGAAGCGGAUGAAGGAGAACGAGGAACGCUCGCGGGCCCUGGAGGAGGAGCGGGAGUUCUAUUCCAGCCAAUCCCAGGCGCUGCAGAACUCGCUGCAGGAGCUGACGGCGGAGAAGCAGCAGGCCGAGCGGGAGCUCAAGGCUGAGGUGAAGGUCCGCGUGGAACUGGAGAGGCGUCUGCGGGAGGCAGAGGGGGCCUUGCGGAGCCUGGAACAAGGGCUCAACUCCAAGGUGCGGAACAAGCAGAAGGAGGAGAGGAUGCGGGCUGACGUGAGCCACCUGAAGAGGUUCUUUGAAGAGUGCAUCCGGAAUGCGGAGCUGGAGGCCAAGAUGCCGGUCAUCAUGAAGAACUCCGUGUACAUCCACAAGGCGGCCACUCGCCGCAUCAAGAGCUGCCGCUUCCACCGGCGCCGGUCCAGCACCUCCUGGAAUGACGUGAAGCCGUCCCAGUCCUUCAUGACCUCCCAGCUGGAAGCCAACAACAUACAGGAGCUGAAGGAGGUGGCCAAGCGGCUCAGCCGGGACCAGCGCUUCCGCGAGUCCAUCUACCACAUCAUGGCGACCCAGCCUGGAGCCCCCUCUGCGCUUCCCCCGGUGGGAAAGUGAUGGGCGCCCCUCCCCGCCGCCCAGGUCCUUCCUCACUGGGGGCAGGAGGGAGGGGGAGGGGGAGGCCUGACUCUCCGCGGCUCCUCUCUGCCAGCGCUCCACGUGGGGGCCGGCCUCACCCGCAAAGGACAGGGGCGCCACCUCCCUUACCCUCACCCCAGACCCUACCCUUGGGUCAGCUCAGGCCAAGCUGGGUGCCGCCUGGUUGUCAUGGUGAAGCAAGGAUGCGGCCUGGCGGCACGGAGAGACUUUUCUGGCCGGGGAGCGGGAUGGGCAGGGCAGGGCCCACCACCUUCUGCCGUGCCCGCUGUACUUCUCUGUGACUCUGCCGCCCUGCCCACCUUGACCCUUGCUUCCCAGGGCUUCCCAACCCUCUUUGCUUCUGAGAGCCACAGGCGUCCCUCGGUCAAGGCCCCUCUUUGACCACACCGCGGGGCAGGGAAGAAAGGGAGCUGGCACAGCCGCUUCUGGGCCGGUGGCCUGCCACCCUCGCCAGACACACCGUUCCCGGGGCCGGGCCCUGGCUGUGGGGCCACCCACUCCCUGCCCUACUCAGGGUGACUCGCCCACCUGCAGCCUCCGCGCCCUCCAGGGAAGAUGUGGCCCCGACAUUCCUCCUGUGCAUGUACCGAGGGCCCUGGGCGGGAGGGAGCUGUGGCCAGCAGCGAAACUGAGGUCUCUCCCAGAGGACAGGCAGCAAGUCAGCGAGUGGAAGAAGGCGGCGGGCUCCUGCAUUAUCCACUCCUGGCCCAGCAGGGAGGCUGCUCCCUCUGGCUGCCAUGGCCCUGCUGGGCUGCGGGACCCCAGAGGUCUCCCUCCCAGCUGCCCUUCCUUCGGUCACCUUGCUGCCUCCUCUCCUGUAGAGGCUUUACCCAGUGAAACAAUGUGACCACGAGCCCUGGAAGAUGGGGGGCCAUUGGUUGGCCCAGGGUCAUCAGAGGCGAAGCUGAAACAUCUGUUCGCAGCUUUUGUGGGAGACACUGCCCUCCAGGGUGCUAAGGACUGUGUGUCCCUCUCCCAUGGACAGACUGUCUGGCUCCUCUCCCUCCAGGCCUUCCCUCCGAAACUGCCUGAGUCUGUUGGUCUCUCCAGAAAAGGGGUCUCCCUGGGGUCAGGGUGCUCAGGGGCACGGGUAGUAUUAAAGGUGCUGAUGGUCUGCUGCUUGGACAAUGGAGCCCAGUCUGAGAGGUGGACAGAUGGCUGCAGGGCAGGGGCCUGCAGCCUGUUCUGUGGGAAAAGGAAUGUUACUGACUCAAAACAUGGGCGUGUCUACGGCUGGGCCAGCCAAGGCCAGGCAGGCUGCCCUGCUCUGCGGGCAGGACUGCCUGGUGAAAUGAACCUCAUCAGUCCCUUCUCAGCGGUGGGUGGACUUGGAUGGCCUCAGCCAGUCUCUUACGAGCCUAGGUGGGAAUAGGGGUGGAGGUGCUUCAGAAUCAAUGCAUCUGAAAGGCAUGAGUCUCAAUGUCAAAGCUUUAAACGUGUAGAAACCUGCAUAAACCUGAACUCAUUGACCUAACGUGUCUGUAGGAUGGACUUUAAAAUGAGGAAGCUUUAGAAACCAAGAUUACUAUUUUAUUUUCUGUUUUUAAAGAAUUAAAUUAAUAAUGGUUUGUUCUUGGAGAGAGAUCUUUCCGAAAUUUUCAAACGCACUUCCCGGCCUGGGCAAGCUAUUCACCAGAGAGGAAAGUGCUUUCUAACGCACAUUCACGAAUCUCUAAUUUCUUCCCUCCUAUCUCACCCUGUACUUUCCACGCCUCAGGCAAGUCUGUGUUAUCGUCAACCAACGGAUCAAUCCAUAAGUAUUUAUUUGUUAAAAACUUACUCUGUACCUAGCACUGUAAAUAGAGAAAGAGUAACAUCCCUAUGUGAGAAUAUGUAGGGGUGAAAAUUACUUACUGGAAAUAUAUGGACCUGAUUUUUUACAGAAACAAAACCCUGUUCCUCGGCCGAUUAAAAGGGUUUCCUGCCGCGUCGCUUGCACUGUGGUCAUUGCUAGAGAGAUGUUGCCCCCUGCAGGCUGAAUGUGGAAUUAUGGAAUUGGCUGCUUGUGCUCAUUGGCACACACGUUUUCCUCCCUAUGAGGAAGUACUCCCCAUUGCUGCACCUCCAGGGAGUGGCUUCUUAAUAACUGAAAAAUCUGUGUUCCCGCCCUGAGGUCCUGGCUGUCCCCUUGUAACAAGGACUACCAGCCAGAUUUUCUUCUGAUUUGAGCACAGACCAAAAGGGACAGAGCUGACUGCGCCCAUGGGAAUAGCCUUAGGCAGGCAAAGGGUGCCUAGUUUGAUGGCUUGCUAGUUUUGGUGUCCCUAUUGGAAACUGACAGUUCUACCUGCUCUGAUGAGGAGAGGCGUAUGCUUUUGUUUUGUAAUUGUGUAAGGGAGGGAGAGAAAUGGUGAUGACUGGGUUCUCCUCCUGUUUGAUCUGUUCCUUCACUGGGGAAUGGAUGAUCUAUAUCGUAGCCCUUUAUAUGAUGUUUCCCAGCAUAAUUAUUAAUGACUCCCCCUUUUGCUAUCACAAGGGUCCCAGUUUGGAUGGUAUUUCCAUGGUCAUCUUAGCUUUAGUGCUUUUCUCCAGUGAAAUGUUAAUGGGUGAGGCAAGAGAUCUGCAAAGUGUAAAACACUUGUGUUCUGAUCUACUCUCCAGCUCCCAGUUCCUGGGAAGGAUCCACUGCCUGUAUUUGUCUCUGGAGGGAUGUGAUUCUUGCCCCCAUCCACCCUAUCUCACCCAGCCCAGCAUGACCUGGGCAGCCCGUGGGUGCUUGGGUACCAUCCACGUGAGAUUUGGAGCCUACAAUCAAUGAUGAAGGUGAAACUGAAACUUGCUCGAGCCCAGGGUGGGUCAGAGUUGGUCUAAUUGGAAGGUAGUUAUUAAACCCAUCAAACAAAGGAGACCUCGGAUAAAGGCCAGCAGUCCCUGGGGACCCUUGUGCUUCUGCAUUAAGCCAGGAUGAAGCCACUCAGACCCCCAGGAUGCAGCAAGGGCUCUCCAAGAUCAGAAACCCUAUGGCUUUGACUCUUGGGGGGGGAAAGAUGCCGACUUCUCUUAUCUCAUCCCACACCUGGGAGCAGAGGUGAAGGGGUGUCCUUUGCAAGCCUUUGGGAGAGGGUACAGUGGUAUCCUUUUGUUCUUGCCACUUAGAAAUAGAGGUCUGGAGUGGUCCCAGACAACCAAAGCAACUGGGAGAAACUGGUUGUUCAAACAUCCACGUGGCUGUGGACGGGUGCGGUGUAGCGCCCCAGGUUUGGUCCUCCUGACUCUUUGCACAUCCCAUCUCCCCUUCUCUUCCCUAGACUUGGGCUUCCACUCAUUGCUACCAACUCCUCUGGCCCCAAAAAUGAGCUUCCCUCUCCAUCCCGCUGGGUUAAAGUUGUUCAGGGGAAGUUCGGGAAGCACUCCAAGCCCAGAAAUCCUGGGGGCGGGAGGGUCUUAAUAAACUCCAUCCCCUUGGGAUGAAUUCUACCUGCAACGGCCACCAAUGUUUCAAUGCAGUCCGGCAUUCCGUGUGUCCUGGACAAUCAGGCAGCGAAGCUGUUGUGAGUCAGGGCUGCUCAAAGGCCAGUGCUCGGCCACAGGGGCUCCAGGAGCUGUCCGGGCAGUUGCAGAGCCAGCCAGCGAGUUUGGGGCUCAGGUUCUCUGCCUUGCUUGCCCUGGAGGAUCUGACACCUACCUCUGGGCCGAGAGUCCUGCUAUGAACAGACUCAACCUGCCCUGUUAUCCUGGCAAAAACUAGGACCGAUGGGCCUUGGAGUGACACUGACCACAGGAGAGCCUUUCCUCUUGCAGGGCAGUGACCCCAUCACAAGGCACUGAGGGGAGGAACUUGUCCCACACUCUGCCUGCUGCUCCCCAGGGGGUGGGGCUGGUUAGCCUUGUCUCACUGCUUCCUGUUCUGGAGCUUUUGAUAAGCCACUGUUUUAAAUGUUUUUUGUACUUAUAUAUUUUUAUUAGAUAGGACAUAAAUCUCUUAAAUCUCACGAGGCUGCUCAAAGCCCUUGCAGUUUUGAAGUUCUAUGAUCUGAGAACUUGUAGCCAUGGAAUCAACAAAGACAUGGCCGCCACCGACAGCACUGACCGGGAAGAUACAGUUCUCAGGGAUGACGUUCCAGCUUAGGUUGAACUUGGAGCCAUGCUGUUGUCAGAAGGGAUGAGAGGAGGAAAGUUUAGGGUUGAGAUGAGAACAGGAAGGAUAACUGAUUUAUCACCCCAAGGAGAAGGUCAGUUGGAAGGCUGUCCUGGGAAAGGGAAGAUGUCCGUUCUCAUGUUCACCCUGACGUCUGAGAUCACCUGUCAGCAUCACUUCUUCCCAUCUUCCUUCAACAAAUAUUUAUUAUGAUUCUAUUGCAUGAAGUCAAGCACCUACUAUGUGCUUAUUAUCCCUAUCACUUACUGUUUUUUUUUUUAUUGUGAUAAAAUAUACAUAACAUAAAAGUUUCCAUUUUGGGGACUUCCUUAGUGGCGCAGUGGUUAAGAAUCCACCUCCCAGUGCAGGGAACAUGGGUUCGAUCCCUGGUCUGGGAAGAUCCCGCACGCCGUGGAGCAACUAAGCCCAUGCGCCACAACUACUGAGCCUGCGCUCUAGAGCCCGCGAGCCACAACUACUGAAGCCUGCGCACCUACAGCCCGUGCUCCACAACAAGAGAAGCCACUGCGAUGAGAAGCCCGCACGCAGCAACGAAGACACGUGCAGCCAAAAAUAAAUUAAUUUAAAAACAUGUAUAUAUAUAAAAGUUACCAUUUUAAGUGUAUAGUUCAAUGGUGUUAAGUAUAGUCACAUUGUUGUACAACGAAUCUCCAGAACUCGUCAUCUUGCAAAACUGAAACUCUACACCCCUUUUUUUUGGCUGUGCCAUGGAGUAUGUGGGAUCUUAGUUCCCUGACCAGGGAUUGAACCUGUGCCCCCCCACAGUGGAAGCCUGGAGUCUUAAUCACUGGGCCGCCAGGGAAGCCCUCUACACCCAUUAAACAACUCUCCAUUUCCCCUCCCCCGCAGCCUCUGGCAACCACCAUUCCACUUCCUGUUUCUAUGAAUGUGACGACUUUAGUUACCUCGUGUAAGUUGAAUCGUACAAUAUUUGUCUUUUUUGUGAUGGCUUAUUUCGCUUAGCAUAAUGUCCUCAAGAUUCAUCCAUGUUGUAGCAUGUGUAGGAAUUUUCUUCCCUUUUAAGCCUGAAUAAUAGCCUAUCACUUACUUUUAAAAAGAAAAAUGGGUAGACAUCUUAUUUUUCUCAUAAAUUGCUGUCAGGGGUGAGGGCCCUGCCCUUCUUAAAGGGUAAGAGAGUCACAGCUGAGCGGAAGCUGGGUCCCUAUGCUUCCCUUUUUCCACGUUGCUCCUUGUGAUGGCUUCAUGUCGAGGGAUGCUUUGGUGUGCACCUCCUCCUUGUCCCCAGCAGAUGGCAGCAUGCUCUGAGCUGGGCCAGCAAAUUCCAGUGGGAAAGUGAACUGAGGCUCUCAAAGAAAAGGGAGGGCUUUGUGACAAGGCCGAGGUUCCGCAUUAUUGGUGUGAGUCUCCCAGCUGUUCUCCCCUUUAAGACAUGAAACAAAAGUCUCUGCUACAGCCAACAUGUAUUCAGUCUAUUGUGGACCAUGCACUUUCACACUGAGCUCUCUCUUUUGUCCUCACAACAUCCCUCUCCUUGAUUUACAGAAAAAUGAACCCCAAGGUCACACAGCUUCUAAAUGGAGUUUCACGUAUUUGAGUUCAUGGCCAGUGUUCUUUCUAGCAUAUGUAAUAUUAAUGUGGAAUAUUAGUAUGUAAAAUAUUAUGUGUAAAGAUGUAAAUUGUUACAUGUAAAUUAUUUUCAGUGAGCUUCCUCCUUCCCUUCCUUCCUUCAACAAAUAUACUGAGCUCCUCUGUGUUCUAGGCCCAGAGUCUCCACACAGAUAUUUUCUAUCAAGGGUUCUUAAGUUAUUGAUUCAGGGGCUUGGUAACUGACAGUCUCCCUAGAACUCUUCCUUUCUGAAAGUGUGGCUAGUCCAGUAUAGGAGGUCCUGAGGGUCAGAGCUUCUCAUCCUAAGGGCUUUGCAAAGCAGCGAGGCCUUUUCUCGCUGUCUCCAACCACUUCCAGACUGGCAGUGUCCUGACCUUCACCUUCCUUUGCCCUUCCCCCUCCCCAGCCCAGUGUCCUCCGGAACAUAAGAGUCCUCUCAGGGUGGGAGUAAGCAGCCCAUGGGAAGGCCCUGGGCUGGGAAUCUAGAGGCCCGUGUGUUCCUGUAAAGCCAGUGAUUAAUCCUGAGAGAGGGGCAAGCCAUCUGACCUCCCCUUGAUUAAAUGAGGAUGUGAAAUUAGACGCUCUCAAAAUCCUCCUUGUGGGAGAGGGAUAGAUUUAGAGUUUGGGAUUGACAUGUACACAUUGCUAUAUUCAAAAUAGAUAUCCGAGACUUCCCUGGUGGUGCAGUGGUUAAGAAUCCGCCUGCCAAUGCAGGGGACACGUGUUCAAGCACUGGUCCAGGAAGAUCCCAUAUGCCGUGGAGCAGCUAAGCCUGCGAGCUACAGCUACUGAAGCCCGCGUGCCUAGAGCCCAUGCUCCACAACAAGAGAAGCCACUGCAAUGAGAAGCCCGCGCACCGCAACGAAGAGUAGCCCCUGCUCACCGCAGCUAGAGAAAGCAGGCACGCAGCAACGAAGACCCAACGCAGCCAAAAAUAAAUAAAUAAAUUUAUUUAAAAAAAAAAAAGAUAGUCAACAAGGAC
This is a messenger RNA of Globicephala melas (long-finned pilot whale), 8817 nucleotides long. It is a transcript of the gene PLEKHD1, whose product is annotated as pleckstrin homology and coiled-coil domain containing D1. The record is from RefSeq and is a predicted model, not a curated record. NCBI's taxonomy places the organism in Eukaryota, Metazoa, Chordata, Mammalia, Artiodactyla, Delphinidae.